ACACGCUCGUUUUUGGCAGACGCUCCUCAGAAAUACAGCGACCCAGUCACCACCGCAGUAAGGGGGCGUUCUACCCACAAUGCCUUGUGACCUGCUGGGAGCGAACACAACACGUGUACUCACUCCGCUCCACCGGGAUUGGACCGCAGGGAGUGGAAACUUCUACAGACAGCAUGGAUCAUUUGCCGGAUGAAAACCGGCGGUACAAAGACGUGGACUACUGGGACGAGAGGUACCAGGUCGAGCAGAGCUUCGACUGGUUCGGGGACUUCUCCAAGUUCAAGCAUCUUCUGGAGAACCUGAUCAACAAGGAUGACUCCAUCCUGGUGCUGGGAUGUGGGAACAGUUCGAUGAGCGGGGAGAUGUACGACGCGGGCUACCGCCGCAUCACCAACAUUGACUACUCGUCCGUGUGCGUCGACGCCAUGGCCGCCCGCCACGCCCACUGCCCGGGGAUGACCUGGCGCCAGAUGGACGCGCGCCAGCUCGACGUCCCCGACGCCUCGUUCGAUAUCGUCCUGGAGAAGGCCACGCUGGACGCCAUGUUGGUGGAGGAGAAGGACCCCUGGAAGGUGUCCCCGCAGACCGCCGGUCUCAUUCACCAGGUGCUGAAGGAGGUGAGACGCGCGCUGCGGCCGCGGGGCCGCUUCCUCUCCCUCACCUUCGCCCAGCCGCACUUCAGGAAGCCGCUCUACGCCCGCCGCGAGUACCGCUGGUCGGUCGCCCAGCACACGUACGGGGACGGCUUCCACUACUUCCUGUACGCCAUGACGGCCGGCGAGGAGCUGAGCCCCGAGGACGCGGCGAUGGAGACGAGGCGGUUGGAGGAGGCCGAGGCCCCGCCCCCUCAGAUGAGUUCUGGAGCCAGCAUCGGAUUCUUUCAAUGGAUGCAGGGUGCUGAACAAAAUGUAAACCCUUGGCCAAAACAAGGUUGCACGCCUUCCACUGCACUGUAUUUUAAAUGAAUGGACUUCUUGUGAACUUGUAUGCGACCACAGAACCCUGGCAGUUUUAGUGUCACGCUCUACUGAAGAGUGCAAUUUCUAUUUUGAAUUGUGUUCCACUUUUAUUUGUGAAACUCGUGGUGCUAUAUGAGUUGAACUUGAGCAAAAUCUGCAUCUGCCUCGCAGCCAAAUAUGGCUGACAAAACGCAAUGCAAACCUGCAUGUUGAGAGAUUGCUUAAUAAUUGCAAGGGGUUGGUGUUUGAAUGAGGACUAAAGCCUGCAUGUAGAGUAUCAGGCAGCAGUCUAUCAGUAUUCUAGUAGCAGCCCCGGCCUUUCUGCUUCGCCUGCUGCUUCAAUGUCUGGUGCGAGACUGUGAUCAGACAGUGCUGUUUAACACGCAGUACAUUUUACACCUGCGAUCAAGCACUAGAGUUCAGAAUUAACAACAGCCCAAGCGCUUGGCUGGGAGCCAGCCAUCGGGAAGCUACCCUUGACUCUUGACUCACACAGCAGCACCAGCAAGCCCUACCCUGGUGUCAUUUUAAUGUUUCUCAUUGACAUCAUCACCUAUCGCUACUUAUACCUAUUGUUACAUAAUCCAGAACGCUCCAGUGGGCAUGGUGCUCCCUCUCUCUCCACAGCCCUCCAGGUCGGUGAUGAUCUCAUGGUGGAGGCCCGACGCCGUAUGUCUGUUCGACAGCUACAUCAAUUAGGUGUCGUACAGCGGGCCUAAUUAGCCUCAUGAAUUAGGUUGUUGUCAGUGUUUGAGCAUUAACUUACAUCUUGGUCAGACCCUGAAGGACCUUUUUAACACGCACAGACUGGAGAAAUAUGACCUCAUCUCAUACAACGCAGCAGCUACAAAAAGCCAAGUCAUCCGUGAUGUUUGUUUAUUGUAAAGUAAGUCAAGUACCCUAAAAGGAUGGCAGAUACAGUAUACUAUGUACGAUCAAAAUACUGUGUCAAAUAAAAGUCAGGUUGUAACAUUUACAGUUUUUAUGUUAUUGUUGUUAUUUAUCCGGUUCUCUAUGAAUACAGCAUCUUAAUUGUGUUACACUUUGUCCCAGUUAACCAUAAGGAGAUAUCCGGGUGAACCCAUACUGUAUAUAUUUACAUUAACACACACUAAUAUUUUUUCAUAAUAACGUGGAGCAAAAUUUCUACUGGUCAAGACACCCUGAAGCAUAUGAACUGUUAGUAAUACAGUAAAUGUUUGAGAUUCUAUUGGGAAGAAUAAAACACAACAUUAGAGCAAAUCCAAGAGCCCCUCAUUUUUG
Messenger RNA from Gadus chalcogrammus (walleye pollock), 2222 nucleotides. It is a transcript of the gene ece2a, whose product is annotated as endothelin converting enzyme 2a. NCBI's taxonomy places the organism in Eukaryota, Metazoa, Chordata, Actinopteri, Gadiformes, Gadidae. Gene Ontology annotation, molecular function: S-adenosylmethionine-dependent methyltransferase activity. The transcript has 5 exons. The coding region runs from base 174 to 965 and encodes 263 amino acids. The record is from RefSeq and is a predicted model, not a curated record.